UUAGAGAUUACCUUUACCGUUCCGAGAAUCUGCGCGAAUAAUGGCGGAAUCAGUGCCAGAAUCAGGUCAAAUCCUCGCCGGAGAAUCCCAGACUCUCCCCGUCGAUGCCGAAAGCAUCAAGCAGCGAGUCGACGAGGUUGUACAGUGGGUUGAUUCGACCUUAUUGGUUCUCUACUUGCAGCUUGAGCAUAAACUGGUACAAGUAGAGGAGUUUUACUCGAGCGUUGCUGUCUCAAACUCCUCAUCCUCGCCUGCCUCUAGACAUGUUGUGGGAAUCAGGAAGGUUCAACAAGAGGCUGCUCGUAGGGAAGCCGUUGCUGCAAAGAGAAUGCAUGACCUCAUGCGUCAGUUUGGAACUAUCUUCCGUCAGAUAACGCAACACAAGUGCGCAUGGCCUUUUAUGCAUCCUGUUGAUGUAGAAAGUCUUGGUCUUGAUGACUACUAUGAGGUUAUUGACGAGCCCAUGGACUUGAGCACGAUAAAGAAUCAGAUGGAAGCUAAAGAUGGUACCGGGUACAAACAUGUUAUGCAAAUAUACGCUGAUAUGCGGCUAGUGUUUGAGAACGCGAUGAAGUAUAAUGAAGAAGCUAGUGAUGUUUACUCUAUGGCCAAAACGUUACUGCAAAAGUUUGAGGAGAAAUGGGCACACUUUCUUCCAAAAGUUGAAGAAGAGGAGAAAAUACGGGAGGAAGAGGAGAAGCAAGCAGCAAUGGAGGCGCUGCUAGCAAAAGAAGCAUCUCAUACCAAAACAACUAGAGAAUUGAGCAAUGAGAUUUGCAAUGUUAAUGAAGAGUUGGAGAAGCUAAGGCAUGCAGUUGUGGGAAGAUGCAGGAAAAUUACAACUGAGGAGAAACGUAAUAUUGGGUUGGCAUUCUUGAAACUUUCUGCGGAUGAGCUACAGAAAGUGCUGGGUAUAGUUGCUCAGGCUGAUCCUAGAUUUCAAACCAAAUCAGAAGAAGUGACGAUUGAGAUGGACGUACUGGACGAACCAACACUGUGGAGGCUAAAGUUUCUUGUGAAGGAUGCGUUAGAGAAUAAGAAGAAAGAAGAGACAACAAAGACUGGAGAUGGUAGAGGGACGCAACAAAACAAUGAGGUUCCUAACAAGCGAAGUGCUGUGAACAAGUUAGCAGAGAGAAGAACGAAGCGGCCAUGCUUGUGAUUCAGAAACAUGACCAUCUCCUUUUUGUCAAAAUCUUCUGCAAUAGUUGUGUAUAUCAGAAACAAAACUAGAAUAUUUUCUUGUUUGGAUUUUGCUAAUGCAAUUUCAGAAAGGUUUUAGCUUUUGUGAUUUUAUUGACAUUAAUAAAAGAGAGUUUAGCAAUUAGUAAGACUCA
Messenger RNA from Eruca vesicaria subsp. sativa (arugula), 1337 nucleotides. The record is from the annotation of a GenBank genome assembly. NCBI's taxonomy places the organism in Eukaryota, Viridiplantae, Streptophyta, Magnoliopsida, Brassicales, Brassicaceae.